Messenger RNA from Phanerochaete carnosa HHB-10118-sp, 816 nucleotides. RefSeq lists its product as uncharacterized. The record is from RefSeq and is a predicted model, not a curated record. NCBI's taxonomy places the organism in Eukaryota, Fungi, Basidiomycota, Agaricomycetes, Polyporales, Phanerochaetaceae. Bases 233 to 658 code for a protein of 141 amino acids. The transcript has 7 exons.
ACGACGCGGUGCCUCAGCAUCUGUCGAACCCCACGGCAUCUACCUGCAGAAUUUAGGACCCAUUAACUCAAACAUAGGUUUCUGGGAUCUCCCGGGCAGAUAUCUCCGAAGUAACGACUCCAGGCUCGACCACCAUCACCCAGGACCUCGUCAAGAUCGCUAUUUAUUGUUCAUGUGGCACAUAGUUUUCAAUUAGAGACCUCGACACCCGCACAACCUCGUACCUUCAUCCAUGGGAAGCAUCAUCAGCAGCCUGCGGGGUAGUGACUCGUUCUUCCUCUCCCUGCUGGGGCACACCCUGUAUGUUGUGCUCUGGCCGAUUGGAUUUGUACUCGGUGCUGGAUGGAUAGUGGCCUGUUUAACGGCGGCCGGCUGCUGGAUGAUCGUCCGGUUGCCUUUCGUCCUUGCCUACGACUGUUUCAGAUUAUGCAGGAAGGCCUGGAAGAGUCACAAGAGGGGACACACUGCCACAAAACCCACUGAAAGGGUCAAGGAGAGGCCGCUCGCAACAGAGGUCGACGAGAAGCAGACUUCUCAAGCUCCCAAGAUCCAGCCUGCAGCCUCGCCUAAGCCAAAUCUAACCAUCGACACGACCGGUCUCCGCGGAUCUGGUCUCCCACCCAUACACAGGUCGCUCAGGUCAAGGCUGUUUCAUUAAAGUGUUCCUGGCUUCUUCACUGCUGCUCCUAUCAUGAAAUCGGCAUACUCUAUGCUUUACUAUGUCCACCGUAUGUCCUAUGCGCUACGUAUAUAUGCCACUCCUUUCCCCGCGGACAUGGAACCCUGUGUAUUUGUACUAUACUAUUUGGAUUCAGC